Messenger RNA from Heteronotia binoei (common prickly gecko), 3467 nucleotides. RefSeq names its product EH domain containing 1 (gene EHD1). Gene Ontology annotation, molecular function: molecular adaptor activity; calcium ion binding; protein binding. The record is from RefSeq and is a predicted model, not a curated record. Gene Ontology annotation, biological process: endosomal transport; clathrin-dependent synaptic vesicle endocytosis. Gene Ontology annotation, cellular component: clathrin-coated pit; plasma membrane; presynaptic membrane. The coding region runs from base 95 to 1729 and encodes 544 amino acids. The transcript has 6 exons. NCBI's taxonomy places the organism in Eukaryota, Metazoa, Chordata, Lepidosauria, Squamata, Gekkonidae.
CCGCCCACCCGGAGCCACCAAACUGUUAAACUGCCAAGUCCAGGGUGGGCGUGACACCCUGAGGGAGGGGCCAGGAGGGCACAAGGAAGCCAUAAUGGACGAGGGGAGUUCAGUGGGCUCGACCAUGUUCAGCUGGGUGAGCCGCGACGCGCGUCGGCGCAAGGAGCCCGAGUUGUUCCGCACCGUCUCGGAAGGGCUGAAGCAGCUGUACGCCGGCAAGCUGCUGCCGCUGGAGGAGUAUUACCGCUUCCACGACUUCCACUCGCCGGCGCUGGAACCCGCCGACUGGGAGAGCAAGCCCAUGGUGCUGCUGGUGGGCCAGUACAGCACCGGCAAGACCACCUUCAUCCGGCACCUCCUGGAGCAGGACUUCCCCGGCAUGCGCAUCGGGCCCGAGCCCACCACCGACUCCUUCAUCGCCGUCAUGGGCGGGGAGACCGAGGGCGUCAUUCCGGGCAACGCUCUCGUUGUCGACCCGCGGCGACCCUUCCGCAAGCUCAACGCCUUCGGCAACGCCUUCCUGAACAGGUUCAUGUGUGCCCAGCUACCCAAUCCUGUUCUGGACAGCAUCAGCAUUAUCGACACCCCUGGGAUCCUGUCUGGAGAGAAGCAGCGGAUAAGCAGAGGCUAUGACUUCGCAGCCGUUUUGGAGUGGUUUGCCGAGCGGGUGGACCGCAUCAUCUUGCUUUUCGAUGCCCACAAGCUGGACAUUUCAGAUGAGUUCUCAGAAGUGAUCAAGGCCCUGAAGAACCAUGAGGACAAGAUCCGGGUGGUUCUGAACAAGGCGGACCAGAUCGAGACGCAGCAGCUCAUGAGGGUCUACGGCGCCCUCAUGUGGUCCCUGGGCAAGAUCAUCAACACGCCGGAGGUGGUGCGGGUCUACAUCGGGUCCUUCUGGUCCCACCCGCUCCUCAUCCCGGACAACCGGAAGCUCUUUGAAGCCGAGGAGCAGGACCUCUUCAAGGACAUCCAGUCCCUGCCCCGCAAUGCUGCCUUGCGGAAGCUGAAUGACCUCAUCAAGAGGGCCAGACUUGCCAAGGUCCAUGCUUACAUCAUCAGCUCCUUGAAGAAAGAGAUGCCCAACGUCUUUGGAAAAGAGAGCAAGAAGAGAGAGCUGGUGAACAACCUGGGUGAGAUCUACCUGAAGAUAGAACGGGAGCACCAGAUCUCACCGGGGGACUUCCCCAACCUCCGCAAGAUGCAGGAGCAAUUGAUGACGCAGGACUUCAGUAAGUUCCAGCCACUGAAGCUGAAAUUGCUGGACGCUGUGGACGACAUGCUGGCCAACGACAUCGCUCGCCUUAUGGUGAUGGUGCGGCAGGAGGAGUCGCAAAUGCCAGCCCAGGUUGUGAAGGGCGGGGCCUUCGAGGGCACCAUGAACGGGCCCUUUGGCCACGGCUACGGGGAGGGCGCCGGUGAAGGCAUAGACGACGUGGAGUGGGUGGUGGGCAAGGACAAGCCCACCUACGACGAGAUCUUCUACACCCUCUCCCCCGUCAACGGCAAGAUCACGGGGGCCAGUGCCAAGAAGGAGAUGGUGAAGUCCAAGCUGCCCAACACAGUCUUGGGCAAGAUCUGGAAGCUGGCGGAUGUGGACAGGGAUGGUCUUUUGGACGACGAAGAGUUCGCCCUGGCCAACCACCUCAUCAAGGUCAAAUUGGAGGGCCACGAGUUGCCCGCCGAACUGCCCACUCACCUAGUGCCCCCCUCUAAGCGCAGGCACGAAUGACACGUUCCCCUCCUGGGAGGCUGCCUUUGACUUUGACCACUCUGCUUUGGGGGCUGGACUGCUGCCCCCAGGAGCUGGCUUUUGAACUUCCCCACCCUGUGAGAACAAAACAAACAAAAAAUACCCUUCUUGAAUGAAAGGAAGCCCAUGCACAGUAACUCUUUGAGAAAUUUUUAAUACAUCUGCUACGUUAUAAGGCAAUAAUCUGUUCCUACCUGUGGUGUUGGGGAGAACUCUCCUUCUACCUCAGAUGGAGUACAAAGGUGCUGUUCCCCAGAAGGGAGCCUUGGGGGUGGGGGGGUGGGAGAGAGGGGCCUUUUCUCUUCAGCGUUACAGUCACAGAAGCUAGUCGUUGUGGGUGGCCUUGUUCUCUGUCUCUCACCCUUGAGAGCGGUUCACCUAGAUCCCUCGUGAUGCAGUGUCUUCCUUCUGUCUGUGACUAGUUAGUAUUGGGGCUGGGAUGUUGGAAGGAACAACAUAACACAGACAUGUUAUUCAUGACACACACAUAAUACACAUUAGUGCUGCUUUUUUUGCCUUGGCUUGUCAAGCCCUUAUUCACCUGUCCACCUGAAAGGUGUGAGAACCUCCAAAGCACUCUUCCUCACUACCAACGCCAUCAGUUGCAUUUUAUGCAGGUACACACCAUACCCGUUUCACAUGUGCGUGUCCCACUUUUCCUAAUGGUUAGACCGCAUCGCCUUUUUUCUGGAGCCAGGAGAGUUUGGAGAGCACCUGUUCACCUCCCACCUUUCACUCACUGCCUCUUCUUGCUGGGCCACCUGGUCUUGGUUUGGUACUGUUCAUGCCCCUUGACCAAUACCCAUGCUGGUUUUAGAGAUUGCUCAGUUAAUCUUUUCCCUAGCCCUGGGGCCUGCAAUAAUUCCCUGAUGCCUGGACAGGCCUUCCCGCAGAGAGGGGUGGGUCUCCUUGAAGCCUGAAGGUUCUGAUAACACAAGCUGGCAGCUCUGAAGCGAGGCUUCUGUGCCUUCACUUAAACCACGGAAGUGUUUCAGCAAUAAAUGGUGAUUUCUUAACCACAGUGGUGAUCGAGAACUUGCUUAAGCUUCUCCAGUCUGAACACACCUCCUUGGACUUCCUCUGUUUCCAAGGAGAUCCGUUUCCCCUCCCCCAGAUCAAGAAGAGGGAGGUAUGAAACCAUUCUUUGGCCGGGAUGAGUGGGAAAUGCAUUGAAUUGAAUGGUGAUUAUGUCCUUGUGAGACUCCUCAUGGGCUUUGACAGGCCUCUGUGCCUACACAUCUGUUGAACAUGGUCUCGGACCCACGAUGGCUCAAGAUCUCUGCAGCUAACGAUGGAAGAAUCAGUGUUGUGGAAAUCACAUGGGACUGGGGUGGGAAUUCAUGACGUUUCUGAAGGAAGGUCAUGACAGCUGUGAGUGCUCUCAGGGCUGCUAUGGAGAAAGGGGAGGGGUCUGAGGGAAUGACUUCGCAGUCUUUAAUGCAGGCUUGCGAGGGGCUAUUACAGCUGUGUUCUGUUUGUUAGGCACACACUACCCAUGAAGUCUGAAGGAAGGGGGGGGGGAAAUGUCUGCUUGUGUUGCAGGACGUGGUCAUCUUUAUCUGCAUGAGAACUGCUGAGGAUUGGAUUGCCUUAGCCAGGGGGAGGGAGUCGAGAGUGCAACCAGCCUCUCAUUUGCGGGGGUGGGGGAGGAUGUGUAGGGAGGUCUGUUUAAAUAUCCCGCCCAUUUCCCUGGCAUUAAAGUUUAUUUGAAGCUCUG